AGUAUAAAGUCUGCCGAGAGCCUGGUGAGGCGGAAAUACGGUUGAUGACAGCGAUCCUCCUUCCGUCUGUACGUGGAGAAAGCAGUCUGAUCGCUGGGAGGACCAUGUCAUGCGGGCUGUGGAAAGAAACCCUGGCAAUAGCAGAGGACUACCUGUCUGUCUGCAGUAUUAUCCCUGCCAGUGGGUCCCGGAAAGCCCCGCCUGGUCCUCCUCCCAGCGACUCGGCAGCAGCCAUGCGGCGCCAGGCCCGGGACAUGGAGGCCAAGCACCGGGCCCGCUUCCAUGCCCUGGCACACAGCUUCCUGUGCCAAUGCGGCCCGGACCCCUGCGCCUGUCUGAGGAAGGUGAUGGAGGAGCUGGUGGGAGAUGGACAGAUGAACUGGGGAAGGGUGGUCUCUCUGUUCACCUUCACUGGUGUGCUGGUCAGAGAACUACAGGGAGAGGACACAGACCAGGGGCUGGGUAAUGGCAUGGAGCUGGGGGGGAAGGAGAGCUGCAGGGCACUGGCGGAGACCAUAGCAGACUACCUAGGAGAGGAGAAGAGUGACUGGAUGCUGGAGAACAAAGGCUGGGAGGGCUUCUGUAAGUUCUUCCACACAGCAAGAGAGGUGAACCAGGACUCGUCCAUGAAGACUGCCCUGUUUGCUGCAGCUGGCGUGGGCAUCGCAGGGUUAACCUUCCUCCUGGUCCGCUAACACACAGCACAAGCCCUGCUGCAUCAUCAGUCUCAUUUCAAAGUGAUGGCCGUGUGGUAGGUCUUCAAUGGGUUAAAUGGUGUCACAACAGGGGCAAAACUUAGGGCCAAAAUAUCUUUUUUGAAUAGUGGAUGGGACAUGUCCCCAUUCACCCCCUGGUGAGUUACGCCCAUGACUCACACUGAAGCAGGAUUCCAUUACAUGGUUUAGUUUCAUUCAUCAACUGAAUGUUUCCACAUCUUUCAGUCCGCAGUAAUACCUUCAACUAUUAUUCAGUCAUACCUAGAGAUUGUACCACAACAAACUAAAGGCCUUCUGAAAUGAUGGAAUAUGUGAAUAUUAUUCGUUUGCAUAUCUUUCCGCUGUUAUGUUAUUAAAAUAUAGUAUUUUGUCAAAGCGAGCGCACAGGGGACCACAUGUUGUGUUGACCACAACUGGACUACUAUGGUUGGUUGCAUUCUGUUUGACCGUGCAGCUACAAAGAUGACCAUUUAGAUGUGGAUGGCUGCUUCUCAAAUGGGGACUUCAUCCCUAUAUCAGGGCUAUUCAAAUCCAAGCCUGACGUUCUGAAGUAGUCCUGGUUUUCUGUUCUACCUGAUCACUAAUGGCACCCAACUGGUGUCUCAGGUCUAAAGCCAUUCCUGGUAAGAGGGGAGGAAUGAAAAUCAACAGUGGAACUGGCUUGUUGGUCCAGAUUUCAAUAUCCCUGACCUAUAUAGAAAUGGGGUGACAUUUGGGGACAAACCCCAUCAUUUUGUCCACUGCUUAGUGUCCUGACUUGUUUUUAUGAAUGUCCCUCUUGCUUUUCUACUUCAAGUAAUGUGUGUGUGUGGCAAGAAUAUUUUUUAGUGUAAUAAACAUACAUUAAUAUAUUAUAUUUAUAUGAAAUAAAAAUGUUAAGUUGCCAUCCUUGCAUUGCCCCUUGGCAGAUUUCAUAGUUUUUUACCUUUUUUCUCUGGCUCGUCAUAUCAGACAUCCAUUUCUGGUUUAUAAAAACAGGGUUCUUCUACUCCAGGCCCGGAGGUCCACAUUAUUGGCCGAUUCUUUUCUACCUGCUAAUUGAUUGGCCGGCCAGAGUACAUGCGUCCCGUCUCUGAGAUGAUGAAAACCAGAAGUGUUCAGGUCCUCUAGGCCUGUAGUUAAAUAUCCUUGGUCUGUCUGUGUAGGUUUCUAUCUGUGUCUGAGAUGGUAUGUAAUGUUUUUCAGGGCUUUACAGACAGUGGUGCUACAGUGUGAGAUGAUAUUAAGCAUGUCUGCCUCAGACCAAUUGACUAGACAUGGUCUGCAUUGCAAAUGCACCCUGUUCCCUAUAGUGCGUGACUUAUUUAUGUCUUUUUCUAAAUAAAAAGUUUGUCAUGGA
Messenger RNA from Oncorhynchus masou masou (cherry salmon), 2055 nucleotides. It is a transcript of the gene bcl2l10, whose product is annotated as BCL2 like 10. Gene Ontology annotation, biological process: extrinsic apoptotic signaling pathway in absence of ligand; intrinsic apoptotic signaling pathway in response to DNA damage; regulation of apoptotic process. NCBI's taxonomy places the organism in Eukaryota, Metazoa, Chordata, Actinopteri, Salmoniformes, Salmonidae. The transcript has 3 exons. The record is from RefSeq and is a predicted model, not a curated record. Gene Ontology annotation, cellular component: mitochondrial outer membrane. Gene Ontology annotation, molecular function: protein homodimerization activity; protein heterodimerization activity. The coding region runs from base 45 to 695 and encodes 216 amino acids.